AAAAAAAGAGCGAAGCUGAGAAAGGCGGGAACGGAUAAGAUAACAAAACACUCCCCGACGAAGCCGCGAAAAAUGGCCGCCGCCGCCUUCCUUCCCCCGACCCCGACCACUCGUCCCCGCCUCGCCGCCGCAGCCCGCCGCCCGCCGCCCAUAUUCGCCGGCGCUACCAGCGCCGCGCCGCAGCUGGAGGAGGAGGGCGCCGGCGACGAAGCCGCCCGCCGCGGCGGCGGCGGCAAGGACCGGCGCCGCGCGGUGCGCAUCGCGUGGGAGAAGCUCGUUCGGUGGUCCCGCUCCUGGCGCCGCCGCAACCGCAGCGACGUCCUCGAGACCACGCGCAAGGUGGUGGUCCUCGGAGGGGGCUCGUUCGGGACGGCCAUGGCGGCGCACGUGGCGGCCAAGAAGUCUGACCUCGAGGUUGCGAUGCUGCUCCGGGACGAGGCCGUCUGCCGAUCCAUCAACCACAGCCAUGUCAAUUGCAAGUACUUACCAGAACACAGAUUGCCGGAAAAUAUUGUUGCAACAACUAGUCCUACUGAUGCUUUAGCGGGAGCUGAUUUCUGCUUCCAUGCUGUUCCGGUUCAGUUCAGUUCAUCCUUUCUUGAAAGUAUUUCAACACAUGUUGAUCCAAAGUUGCCAUUCAUAUCACUUAGCAAAGGGCUGGAACUCAACACCCUUCGGACAAUGUCUAAAAUCAUCCCACGAGCACUGGGAAAUCCCCGCCAACCAUUUAUUGUUCUGUCAGGACCAUCUUUUGCAGUAGAACUAAUGAACCAAUUGCCUACAGCAAUGGUGGUGGCCUCCAAAGACAAAAAGUUGGCAAGUUCUGUUCAGCAGCUUUUAGCUUCUCCAAAUUUGAGGAUAAGCACAUCAAGUGAUGUUACAGGAGUAGAAAUUGCAGGCGCACUAAAGAAUGUUCUUGCAAUAGCAGCCGGUAUAGUGGAAGGUAUGCAUCUUGGGAAUAAUUGUAUGGCCGCCCUUGUUGCUCAAGGUUGUUCAGAAAUACGGUGGUUGGCUACAAAGAUGGGAGCGAAGCCAACUACUCUUGCUGGUUUGUCUGGGUCAGGUGACAUCAUGCUUACAUGUUUUGUCAAUCUUUCACGGAAUAGAAAUGUGGGACUACGUCUUGGUUCAGGCGAAAAACUUGAUAAAAUUAUGAGUUCUAUGAAUCAGGUUGCUGAAGGUGUAUCAACUGCUGGGGCUGUCAUUGCAUUGGCUCAGAAGUACAAUGUCAAAAUGCCAGUCCUAACAGCAGUAGCACGGAUAAUCGAUAAUGAAUUAACUCCGAAGAAGGCAGUUAUGGAGUUGAUGAAUCUUCCUCAGGUUGAGGAAGUCUAACAAGGAUACGAACGGAGUUAUGAUUUGUUCUUUUUAUCUUGAAGUGUAGUUUGGGGCCACCAUAUGAAAAUAUGCAUAAGAGCACUAUAGUUUAAUAACAUUUUCUGCUGGGCAGGUUGUUUUCACUUCAGUGUUGCUCUUUUGCAAGUUCCAAAUUUUGGUAGCUUUUUAUCGAUCUUUCUUGUACACCGGCAAAAGCUUUCUAAAAAAAGAUGGUUGGAAGCGUUGGCAUUAACUGAUGGAGAUGGGUAGUAUCUGGUAUUCAUUGAAGGAGAUGAACACUAUGACAUGCAUUUUACUUGUAAUGUUACAAGUGAUCCAACGACAAUACUCACGCUUGAUGA
Messenger RNA from Phragmites australis (common reed), 1679 nucleotides. RefSeq names its product glycerol-3-phosphate dehydrogenase [NAD(+)], chloroplastic. Gene Ontology annotation, biological process: glycerol-3-phosphate catabolic process; carbohydrate metabolic process. The record is from RefSeq and is a predicted model, not a curated record. The transcript has 8 exons. Gene Ontology annotation, molecular function: glycerol-3-phosphate dehydrogenase [NAD(P)+] activity; NAD binding. Bases 73 to 1335 code for a protein of 420 amino acids. Gene Ontology annotation, cellular component: glycerol-3-phosphate dehydrogenase (FAD) complex; cytosol. NCBI's taxonomy places the organism in Eukaryota, Viridiplantae, Streptophyta, Magnoliopsida, Poales, Poaceae.